UCCACUACGUAUACUGACCUGUUUGGACGUCCAAGCUGCACGGAGCUAAACACGUUAUUAUCCUUUUAUUUUAAAAUGAACUAUAAUCGCGCGUGAGUUUGCCUAAUUCAAUACCGAGAAAUCGAAGGCUGCAAUUGUGAAAAUGAACGAAUCAUCUUCAGUGACGAACGACACAUGGCAUUGGUACAAAGAAGUAGUGAUGUCAUGGCUGGAGCACCCUGGAAUGGAAGAGUACGAGGGUCUGAACUUGACAGCCUUGAAGAUGGACCAGGCCUACAUGGUGGGGACGUCCGAUAAGGAUGUCGGGGUCUAUAGUGUCUCGGAUGACUGUUUUAGAUGUCCAUUUGAACUCCAAAAGAAGUUGUCGGCUGGUACUGAGGAGUCCUGGGUGGUGAGCACAACACGUAGAUCGACGUGGAGAGUGUACACAGAUCUCACUGACUCGUAUGUAACUGCUGGGAAUACCACGGGACUUCUGUGCCAGCUGCGUCCAGAGGUCGGAGAAUUCGGAGUGUACAGACUGAACGCCACCAGCGACGGAUGCGACAUCCGAACCGACAGAGAACCGGUCGACAUUUACUUGCCUCUGCUACUUCUCCUGGGCACAUUGUUGACAGUAUGGGUGCUCUAUGGCAUAAUGAAAUUGAUCAUGUCAAAAGUCAGAAGAACCGGUAAACUUAGAUACGGAGAUAAGGAGCUGGCGAUACAACAAAGAUUAAGAGCGCUGGAUACUUUCAGAGGAAUGGCGAUAGUGUUCAUGAUCUUCGUGAAUGACGGCGCGGGCGGCUACUGGUGGAUGGAACACGCCACGUGGAACGGUAUGGUAGCUGGAGACCUCGUCUUUCCAGCUUUCCUCUGGAUCAUGGGUGUAUGCAUUCCUCUCUCCGUAAAGAGCGCAUUUGCCAAAGGUAUACCCCGUUGGAAGAUCGUCAUGCACAUUGUCAGACGUUCGAUAAUGAUGUUCUUGUUGGGAAUGUCUUUGAAUACGAUAUACGGUUCGAACGUUUUGCAAGAGCUGCGUAUAUUCGGCGUCCUUCAGAGGCUUGCAGUUGCGUAUCUCGUGGCGGCAGGCUUCUAUGCGUUGACCGCACCAAAGUUUUACACUCCUCCUAGGGGUGCAUGCGGUCAGGCGUUAAAAGACGUGUUGUCUUGCUUGUGGUGCUGGGUUCUGGCGAUCGUCUUGGUGACCGUUCACAGCGUCAUAACAUUUAUCAUCCACCAUCCCGACUGUCCACCAGGUUACUUGGGACCUGGUGGGAAGCACGAUGAGUGGGUCGCUCCGGAGUGCAGUGGAGGUGCUGCUGGAUUCAUUGACCGACUCGUCUUAGGGGAAUCACAUUUGUACCAAAGGAGCGAUGCGAGGAAUGUCUAUGGAGGUCCACCCACCGACCCUGAAGGACUAUUGGGGUGUCUCACGUCAGCUGUGCAGGCCCUGAUCGGUAUCCAAGCCGGCGCCACAGUGCUGCUACAGCGGUCGCACAAGGCGCGCGUUUCAAGAUGGCUCGCCUGGGCGCUUGUGUUCGCACUAGCCGGGGCCCUACUCGCCGGCUUCUCCAGGGAGCACGGGGUUAUACCUAUCAAUAAGAAUCUUUGGUCAACUUCUUUCGUGUUGGUGACGUCGGCAUGCUGCCUUCUACUGCUGAGUUUCUGCUACACACUCACCGAUGCGUGGAGGAUUUGGAACGGAGGGCCAUUUCGUUCUCCUGGACUCAACGCUAUAGCUCUCUACGUAGGACACUCACUAUGUGCACAUUUGUUCCCCUUUCACUGGAAAAUCCCUAAUAUGGAAACGCAUACAAUCAAGCUACUUGAGGCCGUCUGGGGUACCGCCUUGUGGGUCAUCAUUGCUCAUGUCAUGGCCAAGAAAAAGGUGUUCAUAACACUAUAGUUUCGGAUGUUCUUAUAUUUUCGAAGUUUGAGAGUGAGUUUGAUACAUUAUAAUUUCUUGACUAAACGAUUUUCAUUAUUACAGAUGACUAAUGUUGAAAAUUGUAAAUUGAUUAUACAUAUU
This is a messenger RNA of Bombyx mandarina (wild silkworm), 2011 nucleotides long. It is a transcript of the gene Hgsnat, whose product is annotated as Heparan-alpha-glucosaminide N-acetyltransferase. The record is from RefSeq and is a predicted model, not a curated record. Lineage: Eukaryota; Metazoa; Arthropoda; Insecta; Lepidoptera; Bombycidae.